Trypanosoma conorhini is the source of this 1518-nucleotide messenger RNA. RefSeq names its product putative major facilitator superfamily. Gene Ontology annotation, molecular function: transmembrane transporter activity. Lineage: Eukaryota; Euglenozoa; Kinetoplastea; Trypanosomatida; Trypanosomatidae. The coding region runs from base 1 to 1518 and encodes 505 amino acids. Gene Ontology annotation, biological process: transmembrane transport. The transcript has a single exon. The record is from RefSeq and is a predicted model, not a curated record.
AUGGAUGCCUCCGCAACUUUGUGCGGCGCAGCUGAAGCGGAGAAGAGGUGGUAUGAGGUUCUGAAGGAGGAGGUGCUGGAGCUGCGCUGGAGGGUCCUCGUUGUGGCAUGCUUUCUUACCUUUGGCAGCUACUACAUCUUUGACUUCCCGGGCUCCAUAGGCACCGGCGAGGGCGCAACCAUCGAGCAACGUUUCAAGACUCACGGAAAGGAGUACACACAGAAAAUGAAUCAAUUGCUAUACAGCGUGUACUCGUGGCCCAACACCGUGCUGGCUGUAUUUGGGGGCGUUUUAAUUGACAAAUUUCUUGGUAUCCGCAAGGCGAUGCUCCUCUUCACCUUUUGUAUAUUGCUGGGGGCCUCGUUUUUUUGGUUGGGUGUAUAUUACGUUGUCUACCCACUUAUGCUGAUAGCGCGUGUCGUAUUUGGACUCGGAGGCGAGUCUCUCUCGGUGGCCCAGUCGGCCUACGUUGCACGGUGGUUCAAGCACUCUCGCGGCAUGGCGCUGGCCUUCGGCAUCACAAUCAGCUUUUCACGCGUCGGGUCGUCGUUUAACUUUCUCUUCUCGCCCAUGAUUGCCGAGGCCCGGGGCGUUGAAGUGGCCGCGCUGUUUGGCAUCCUUUCCUGCGUCGUCUCUUUUUGCGCCUGCAUUAUUUUGGUCUUUGCUGACGUACACGCUGUGCGCACAGGGUACAUCCGACAGGAGCCGCGGGAGGCGGGGAGUGGCGUCAUGAAGCUCACCGAUGCAGUGCGGCUGCCAUUUGCGUUCUGGGCCCUCACCAUCAUUUGCGUCUUCUGCUACUCCGCAAUUUUCCCUUUUAUUGGCCUCGGCGUAAACUUUUUUGAGGUCAAGUACGAAUAUACUACCCGAACGGCCUCGAACUAUAUCUCGGCGUACCAAUUCGCCUCAGCCGCUGGCUCGCCGUUGGUUGGGCUCGUUGUGGAUAAUGUGGGGCGAAACACCCUCUGGCUUAUCGCGGCGAGUGCCUCUUUUCUACUGAUUCACCUGCUGCUGCUCACGACCAUGAUUCCUGGCAUUGUAAUGAUGAUUAUUAUGGGGGUUUCCUACAGCGUCCUUGUUUCUGGGCUCUGGCCCUCGGUUCCGUGGGCGGUGGGCGAGAACGUUCUUGGCCUCUCCUACGGCGUCAUCAUGGCGGUGCAAAACGUUGGGUUGGCCCUCUUCCCCAUUAUUGUGGGGAGCAUCCUCGACAGGUACGUGCCAGACACCACCGGCAAGGGUGCUGCGGCGGAUUCCUCGUCUUCGCAGGCGAGCGCGGACGAUGUUCGCCCCCUCCCCACGCUGAAGGGGUAUCAGAUGGCUGAGAUGGUCUUUAUCGCCGCGGCGACCGUCUCGUUGCUUGCCAGCGUCGUCCUUCUCGUCUCGGACGUGCGCCACGGCGGCGCACUCACCGCCUCCAACACCCGCCGGAAGGAAAUGGCGGCGGAGAAGCGCGCCGCCCUCUUGGAGUCUCUCCCGGACGAAGAACGGGCCCUUAUGUUUGCGCAGCACGACAGCUAG